UUAGAAGUAUAUGUACACAAAGUUGCAAAACUAAAUAUUAAAAAUCGUUUGUGAUAUGAGUUGGAACAAGACUAUGGAUACUUGGCAAACAGCUGAUUAUGGCAGUCUUCCUACUGAACCACUGCAAGUUUAAUGGCUGUGGAUUGUCAUUUCCCAACCUAUUAGAGCUUAUUCAACACAUCGAGGAGACACAUAUCGAAACUAUUACAGAUCCGGCAACAGAAGCUGUGCAAGAAACUCAACAGCCGUCAUGCCUUCCCUUAUCAUCUGUGUUACGGUUCUUCAGUCCGAGUGCUCCUCGAGCUACUCCUCGCAAGCACCCACUUAGCAAUAAGACCUCUGGUGGUCCCCAGUCUAAAAUUCCCAAGCUAGCACAUACAAAAUCUAAUGGAUCAUCUUCUGGAAAACGUACAAAUAGCAAAUCUCCACCACCUAUCCUUACUACUACUAAUAAUAAUGGUGGUUCACUGCAUUUAUCGUCGCUGCUUAAUUCAUCAAGUAAGACAAUGGGAAGUGUUGCCUCAAGCAUGGGCAGCAUGAGUGGAGGAGGCUCAAGCGUGGGAGGGUCCAGUGUGGGUACACCAUCCUCCACACGAGAGAGCACUCCUGUCAGCGCAAUCAGUAACAGCCCUCCAGUGAGUGAUUGUGAAGAAACACUUCAUAGUGAUAAUGAAGACAGCAAUGAUUCAUGGACCACUCAAGAUGAGAUCCCAGCAGAGCUCAUAAUAAAAUUAGCAAGCAAAGGACACACUAGCAGUAAUGGUGAAGAUAAACCAUAUGUCUGUCCUGUGGUUGGAUGUCGGAAACGAUACAAAAAUGUGAAUGGAAUAAAGUAUCAUGCGAAGAAUGCUCACAAAAAAGAUAGCAAAGUGAGGAAACCUUACCGAUGUUACUGUGGUAAAAGCUACUGUACAAAUCAAGGUCUCAAAAAUCAUUGUACACACACACACAAGAAUGAGAGUUUAACAGCUGUCACAACAAACACAGGUGAAGUUCUUCAAGUACCAGCGAACCAGCUUUCUUCAAGUUCCACUAGCCAGCUCUUGGACAACAACAAUAAAUCUUCUACUCCAUCAAUAACUAGGUUGUUUGAGAAUGAUGGGACUGUUCAGGUAAGCGGAACAACUGCGGCUUCACCAAUUAACAGCCCAAUAGCUGUGACUGGACAAAUCAUAAAAGGAGGAUCAGCAGCUACUACUAAAGGAACUACAACCAUUUCAAGUAUUAAUUUAACAGGUUUAGUAGCAGCCAGUGGUGGUAAAAUUGCUCUUAAGGCUCUUCCAAAUGGUCAACUCUUGCUUUCUCAACCUUUGGAAGGAAAAUUAGCAGCCCUAGUCAAAUCAGACUCAAAGCAUGAUUUUUCUGUAGAUGAUGGAAAAAAUAGUCUUGUUCAAAUAAAAACUGAUGGAUUUCAAUCAUUAGAACUUAGUAAAUUGCUUCAAACAAAUUCAAAGUUAUCUCAACAUCAGGUGGCAGUUACAACAUCUACUCUUUCAGUAGCUAUCCCAGCAAGUUCAUUCAAUUCCUUGAAAGGUCCUCAACGGACAGGACUCUCUUCUUCAGCUAUGUUGGCACGUGCCCUAAAGAAUCAGCUGGCAUCAACCCCAACAGGUAUUACCUCAGUUCUUGGUUCUCUUGAUAAUCAACCUGAAAACAUGUUAGGAGGACAGGGUGUUAUUUUAGGGGUGACUAUGGAAGAGGGUACACUUGUUGAUAAUGGGGAUGGAACGCUCUCAGAACUCUCUGUUAUUGAAUAAGAUACAAGCAUUUAGAAUGUGUUAAUGGCUUCAUAAUUGUUGAACUUUGGUUCUAAAUUGAGUUAAUGGUAUUAGUAAUUGGAUGUGCUGUAUGGAGCUUUAGUAUAUGCAUUAUAUUUUGUUGGACGUGGAACCCCUGUGGAACUAAGGCUUUUGCUCUUAUUACUAGUUAAUAACCACACACCAUUGCUGAAUUAUAUUUUAAGAUAUUUGUUGAAAAGUAAAAAUCAGAACAUGGGUGCUGUGUAGACACAAAAUCUUUAAAGCAUUUGUAAGGAUAAGUAAUAAUGGUGUUGAAUAGCUGAAACAUUCUUAGGGGGGUUUGAAAUAAACAUUCUAAUUAAAUAUUAUUGUAUCUCCAUUUGCUCAUUGCUUUCAAAGGAGAAUUUGGAUAUAUGUAGUGUAUAACAGGAAGGGUCUUCAUAAUUUUUAAAGAUUAUUACAGAAAGUGAAGCAAGGCCACGUGUUACAGCAGCUUCCCCAGGGACCCGUUCCAGUUUGCAUUAUUUCUAGUCCAGUAGCAAUAUCGGAUAAGCCUCAUUACAGUACACUAUAAAUUAUUUUUUGAACUUCAGUAAUUUAUUACAGCUUGGGUAUAUUAAUGUACACAAAUCAUUCAUGUAGGGUCACAAUUUACAAGCAUUCUCCUGUAGGAGCUCUAAAGUACCUGGAAAUUCACUUUAUUAUCUCCAUCCACAUUUUUCUUGUAAAUAGAAUAAUUUUCAUCAUUGGAUAAGUGUUUUGUAUCAUAUCGUAUUUGUAAAUAUUAUGUUAUAAUGUCCAUUUAACAUAACUCAUACCAUAUUAAGUGUCUUAGUCUUAGCAGGCAUUGUAUAUUGUGAGUCAAGUUGUAUGAUAGUUCAUGGGCAAUAGAUGUGUGUUCAUUAUACAGAGAGCAUUGUUAACUUUCAAUAUCGUGAUUCUAGGACAACAUUGGCUACGUUUAAUUUAUACAUUUGGGACUCGGCAAGUUGAAUAUGUUGUUUACAAUUUUAUAUAUGUUGGAUAUGGUGCCUCCAGUAGUAAUUUAAAAGUAUAGUAUACCAUUUAAAUUACAAUAGGAAAUAUACUUCACCUACAGUGUUAUACCCCUAGUGAUUAGGUUCAUAAUAUAACUAGAGCAUCUUAUAUUUUGCAGGAUGUCAGAAUAUAUAUGUUCAGCAUGAAGAUAUGUGAAUGUUGGUUGUUAUAUUAUGCAAUGUACAUCAUUUGCAAGGCAGUGGCAUUACUAGCCACCAUGCCACGAGUUAUUGAAGCAAACCUUGACAAAUUAAUGAACUGUCAUGAUGUUCCAUAGAUUAUGGGUCUAACACUUGUUUAGUGAUUGUAUUUAGAAUCCAUUGAUGCAAAUUUAGCCACUUAUCAGAGUAAAUAAAAAAAAUUGAAUUUAAUCACUGUGCUGAUUAGUAAAACUUGAAUAAUGUAAUUAGUAUAGUAUGGGUACAAAAUAUAAAUUUGGGUUGUAAUCCUAUACAGAUGAAUAAUAAGAAUUUGAUGGGUUUAAAGCUGCAUGAUAAUUCACUACUUUGAUGUGAUAAAGUACUUUCAGAAUUGUGCAUUGUGUAUUAUUCUGCAGUAAUAUUGGUCGAUUUUAUCACAGGACUAUUAACUAAGCUAAAAUAAACCUAAUCAAUAAAUAUGAAAAAUAGUUACAUUUCAUGACAAUGUCUAUUUAUAAUCUUUUUUUCAUUGUUUGAAGGUGGCACCCCCAUUCCAUGUGAGCUCAAUUCCUGAAAUCCAAGGUAUCCACAUGAAGGUGAUAAUUUAUACAUAUUACGGUUAAAACACACCACAAUUUAUGCACAAUUUCAGUUUAUUAUAGAGUACCUGCUUACCUCUCCAGAUCUCAGGAUCAAGGCUCAUCUGAGCAAUUGUUACAGCAUACUGAGAUACGAGUUUGGAAUGAUGAAAUUCACACUAAUUACGUAAUAAUUUUGAUAUAUAAUACAGUAUAAAGAGUUUUGAUGUGGGAGAUUAGGCAAAAAUAGGUUCAUCAGUUGAAGGAAUGAGGAAAUGAUAGAUGACACUAAAGAUAAGGUCAGACUUGUGUAAAAAGUAUAAAAUUGUGAGUAGUGCCUUUAUUGUGAUGUUUUAGCAAAGUUAUCCAAAACUAUUUUACUUAGAUAUUAGUAAUUUAGUACAUUAAUUCAUUUUUGAGUAUAAUGACUGGUGCACACCCUCCUGGUGACACCUUUUUUUCCAUUGCAUAAUUUUAUUAUUUUAUGUAUAUAUAUAUUUUACAAUAUAUAUAUACAUGUGAUAUAAAUAAUAGAACACGUAUUUAAGCAUAUUUUAAAGCUCAAAAGGCAUGUUUAAAUUAAAAAUUUGAAUACAAAAAGUCUAAUGCCUAAGACAAACACUUGCAUGAUACAAAAGGAGAGAAAAUGACCUAGAACUGUGUACACACGAGACGGAGGUUAUGAGAGUGUGAGCACGACAGUGAGAGUGAGUGUAUGUGGGAUGAACAGAUAAUAGAUGGCCGAGUUACCUACAAUUAGAUAUCUACUGGGGAAGGAGAGGCUACUUUUGUGCUAUACAUUAUAUCUAGAUUGAGAUGAUCAUGGGUUGCAAAUUUGUAGACUUUCUCUUUCCUCUCCCUUCCCCCCCCCCCCCUCUUCAAUCUUUCCCGUUUGUAUUGUCACGUGGAAAAUUGAUUGGAAAUAUUCCGUGCUGUUAGAAUAUUGUAUUGCUACAACUACAAUUACUGCUGUUUCUCCCAGUAGUGACUCUACUCCUAGUAGGGACUCUUAACCUGUUGUGAAAACCAUCUUUCUUUAGGUCAUCUUGUGCUUCCACUACUGUGUUUCUUUCAAAAACACUAUUUC
Messenger RNA from Procambarus clarkii (red swamp crayfish), 4582 nucleotides. Its product is annotated as serine-rich adhesin for platelets. Lineage: Eukaryota; Metazoa; Arthropoda; Malacostraca; Decapoda; Cambaridae. Gene Ontology annotation, cellular component: nucleus. The record is from RefSeq and is a predicted model, not a curated record.